Penicillium olsonii is the source of this 3555-nucleotide messenger RNA. NCBI's taxonomy places the organism in Eukaryota, Fungi, Ascomycota, Eurotiomycetes, Eurotiales, Aspergillaceae. The record is from the annotation of a GenBank genome assembly.
AUGGAGCAACAGUCCAACAGGGCGCAUCGCCCUGCAAAGGAGAAGAAGAAGUUUGAGGGUGCCAAUCCGAAGGCCUUCGUUUCUUCCAGACCCGGAAAGCUCAACAAGCAGGCGGCGCGAGCACAUGAUGUCAAAGAGAAGAGACUCCAUGUGCCUCUCGUGGAUCGCAUGCCCGAGGAGGCUCCUCCAGUUGUCGUCGCAAUCGUCGGACCCCCAGGAGUCGGCAAAACCACUCUGCUCAAGUCUCUGAUCCGUCGCUACACCAAGCAGUCUCUCAGCUCCCCCCAGGGACCAUUGACCGUUGUCACAACCAAGCGCCAACGCCUCACUUUCCUCGAAUGUCCGUCCGAUUCGCUCGCGGCCGCGAUUGAUGUGUCCAAGAUCGCGGAUAUCGUGCUUCUCAUGAUCGACGGAAACUUCGGAUUCGAGAUGGAGACUAUGGAGUUCUUGAACGCCUUGUCAACGGCCGGUAUGCCCGGAAACGUUUUUGGUAUCUUGACACAUCUUGAUCAGUUCAAGAAGCAGAGCACGUUGAAGGACGCCAAGAAGCGCCUCAAGCACCGUUUCUGGAGUGAACUCUACUCAGGAGCUAAGCUGUUCUAUCUGUCCGGUGUUAUCAAUGGUCGCUACCCCGAUCGUGAAGUCCACAACCUUUCUCGUUUCUUGUCGGUCAUGAAGAACCCUCGUCCGAUCAUCUGGCGCAACUCUCACCCAUAUGCGCUCGCGGAUCGCUUCUUGGACAUUACGCCGCCUACUCAGAUCGAAGAGAACCCUAAAUGCGAUCGUACAGUCGCGCUCUACGGUUACUUGCGAGGUACCAAUUUCCCCGCCCACAGUGCGCGAGUUCAUGUUCCCGGUGUUGGUGACUUGACUGUUGCCGGCAUUGAAAGCUUGCCUGAUCCUUGCCCAACUCCUUUCAUGGAUCAGCAAAUCCAAAAGGCGACCGGAAAGUCGAAGGCACGCAAGCUUGGCGAGAAGCAGAAGCUCCUCUUCGCCCCGAUGUCUGAUGUCGGUGGUGUUUUGGUCGAUAAGGAUGCCGUCUACAUUGACGUCAAGUCUAAUACCUUUGACCGGGAUUCUGAUGAGGAAUCUGCCGAUGAGGAGCGUCGUGGUCUCGGUGAGCACCUUGUUGUCGGUCUUCAGGGUGACCGCAAGAUGCUUGGUGAGGCCGACCAAGGUGUUCGUCUCUUCCGUGGCGGUGAAGCAGUCGCCCAAGUCGAGGACGACGAGACCGGCCGAAAGGGUCAGCGCCGUGCUCGUGUUGCUGAAACUGAAUUCAACGACGAGGAUAUUCCCGAAGGAUCUGACAGCGAGGAGGAGGAUGAGAUCAUGGACGAGGAUGAUGUCACCGAUGAUGAAGGUGAACUCGAGAUGUCCGCGCCUGCCGAUUUCGAGUCACGUUUCAAGGCCAAGCAAAACGGCAAGGAGGCAGAGGAAGAAGACAUGGCGUUCGCCGACAGCGAUUCUGAUCUGGGCUCCAUCUCCUCCGUCGAAGACCAAGAGCUUGAGAGCGGCGAUGAAGACGAGAGUGAAGAUGGCGAGGACGAAGACGACGAGGAGGACGAUGAAGACUCGGAAGGCAACGUCCGUUGGAAGGAAAACAUGCUUGCCAACGCCAAAGCCACCCAUGGAAAGCGCCGCCCUUGGCGAGUCACCGACCUGUCACGAAUGAUGUACGAUGAAUCAAUGACGCCAGCCGAUGUCGUGAAGACGUGGCGCGGUGAAGACUCUGCCGACGAAGAUGACGAAGAUGAGACUGCCGACGACAACGGCGAGGAUUUCUUCAAGAAGACAGGCAACGAGAAGAAGGAUGAAGAAGACUUCCGCGCUGUUCCCGAAUACGACUACGACGAGUUGGAGCGCAAGUGGCGGGAUGAGGAGCUGAUUGAAUCACUCAGACGUCGCUUCAUCACCUCCAAGCUGUCAGGCGGCGGCUCGGAUGACGAGGACGAUGACAUGGAUGGCGACGAAGAUGAUGAGGACGAGGGUGACGGUGAUUAUGAAGAUUUGGAGUCGGGCGAAGUCUUCAACGGCAUCAAAGAAGAUGGCGAAGACGACGACGAGGAAGAGGAUGACGAGCCCGAAGAAACCCCAGACUUGGAAGCCGAGCGCGAGCGAAAUGCCAAAAAGAAGGAAGAGCUCAAGCUCCGUUUCGAGGAGGAAGAUCGCGAGGGUUUCGGGAAAGCCCAAGAUAACACACGCGAUGGCAUCGAUGGCGAAUUCGGAGAAGACGACUGGUACGAUUUACAAAAGGCGAAGCUCCAAAAGCAAACCGACAUCAACCGCGCCGAGUUUGAUAGCCUUGACCCGGCAUCGCGUGCACGCGCUGAAGGCUACAAGGCCGGUACUUACGCUCGCAUUGUCCUCGAAAAGGUCCCCUACGAGUUCGUCUCCAAAUUUAACCCUCGAUUCCCUCUUAUCGUGGGUGGUCUGUCUCCUACAGAGGACCGCUUCGGAUACGUGCGCAUCCGUAUCAAGCGCCACCGCUGGCACAAGAAGAUUCUGAAGACCAACGACCCGUUGAUCUUCUCUCUUGGUUGGCGCCGCUUCCAGACAAUGCCUAUCUACAGCACCUCCGACAGUCGAACAAGAAACCGUAUGCUCAAAUACACACCUGAGCAUAUGCAUUGUUUCGCUACCUUCUACGGACCCCUUGUUGCCCCCAACACUGGUUUCUGCUGUGUGAACUCGUUCUCUAAUAAGAACCCUGGCUUCCGUAUCGCCGCAACUGGUGUUGUUGAGAGCGUCGAUGAGCACACAGAAAUUGUCAAGAAGCUCAAACUUACCGGUGUGCCCUACAAGAUCUUCAAGAACACGGCUUUCAUCAAGGACAUGUUCAACUCCUCGUUGGAGAUUGCCAAGUUCGAAGGCGCGUCCAUCAAGACCGUCUCCGGAAUCCGUGGUCAGAUUAAGCGUGCGCUUUCCAAGCCCGAAGGACACUUCCGUGCUACCUUUGAGGACAAGAUUCUCAUGAGUGAUAUUGUCUUCCUGCGUGCCUGGUACCCCAUCAAACCUCACCGCUUCUACAACCCUGUGACCAACCUGCUGGACCAGAUUGAGGGCGAGAAGGGCGAUAGCGGAUGGCAAGGCAUGCGUUUGACCGGUGAAGUCCGUCACGCCCAGGGUAUUGCCACCCCUCAACUCAAGGACUCGACCUACAAGCCCAUCGAGCGACAGGAGCGUCACUUCAACCCACUCCGCGUCCCCAAGCAGCUGGCCGCGGACCUUCCUUACAAGUCCCAGAUCACCAAGAUGAAGGCCCACAAGGACCAGACCUACAUGCAGAAGCGCGCUGUUGUCCUCGGUGGCGAGGAGAAGAAGGCUCGCGAUCUCAUGCAGAAGCUCACCACCAUGCGCAAUGAGAAGCAGGCCAAGCGCGCUGCUAAGCAGGAGGAGCGUCGCAAGGUCUACCGUGCCAAGGUGGCCGAUAGUCUGGAGAAGAAGGCCGAGCGUGAGAAGAGAGAGCGCAAUGAUUACUGGCGCAAGGAGGGCAAGAAGCGCAAGAACCCAGAUGAGGACUCUGGUGGCCGUGGACGCGGCAAGAAGCGCAAGUGA